AUCGUCUCUUGAACAUCAUCAGCCACCAUCAUUCAUUCAUUACCUUGACAACCUCUGGCUUUGAUUGACAGCUGGAGUGGCAAAAAGCCAUGAGACACGACAGUUUAGUUACAUGCACGUUGUUGAUGGGUCGAUUGUAACCUUCAGUUUUUUGGUGCUUCACUUUUUUUUUUCUUUUUUUGGGGGGGCGAGGAGGAAAAAAAACAAGAUUUUUUUUUUGCAAAAGUCUUCCCGAUGCCCGUGCUCGGCGUGAACUGUAUUGGAGAAUAGGAGAAUUCACGAAGGGGAAUCUUACCACUAAAUCACUUUCUUGCCGGACUGGGAUAUUAAAUAUACGACACGUCCAGGAGUUUAUUGGAGCGCAGCCUGAUGGCGCAGAGGUACGAUGAACUGGCCCAUUACGGCGGGAUGGACGGGGUGGGAGUUCCGGCGUCCAUGUACGGGGACCCUCAUGCCCCACGGCCGCUGCCCCAAGUGCACCAUCUGAACCACGGGCCGCCGCUGCACGCGAGCCAGCACUACGGCGCCCACGCGCCCCAUCCCAAUGUAAUGCCCACUAGCAUGGGCUCAGCGGUCAACGACGUCUUAAAGAGGGAUAAAGAUCAAAUUUACGGUCACCCUCUGUUCCCUCUGCUCGCGCUGGUCUUUGAGAAGUGCGAGCUGGCCACGUGCACUCCCCGCGAGCCCGGGGUGGCGGGCGGCGACGUCUGCUCCUCCGACUCCUUCAACGAGGACAUCGCAGUGUUUGCCAAACAGGUCCGCGCAGAAAAACCUUUAUUUUCCUCAAAUCCAGAGCUGGACAAUCUGAUGAUACAGGCCAUACAAGUAUUACGGUUUCACCUUUUGGAGUUAGAGAAGGUGCACGAGCUCUGCGACAAUUUCUGCCAUCGGUACAUCAGUUGUUUGAAAGGAAAAAUGCCUAUAGAUUUAGUCAUAGACGAGCGGGACGGCAGCUCGAAAUCGGACCACGAGGAACUCUCGGGAUCUUCCACCAACUUAGCCGAUCAUAACCCAGCUUCUUGGAGAGACCACGAUGACGCCACCUCCACGCAUUCGGCAGGCACACCAGGGCCAAGCAGCGGAGGACACGCCUCCCAGAGCGGAGACAACAGCAGUGAACAAGGAGACGGCUUAGAAAACAGCGUGGCCUCACCUGGCACAGGUGAUGACGACGACCCAGACAAAGACAAAAGGCGGCAGAAAAAACGCGGCAUCUUCCCCAAGGUGGCUACCAACAUCAUGCGAGCGUGGCUCUUCCAGCACCUCACACACCCGUAUCCUUCAGAAGAACAGAAAAAGCAGCUAGCCCAAGACACAGGCCUCACCAUCUUACAAGUAAACAACUGGUUCAUUAAUGCCAGAAGAAGAAUAGUACAGCCCAUGAUUGACCAGUCAAAUCGAGCAGGUUUUCUUCUUGAUCCUUCAGUGAGCCAGGGAGCAGCGUACAGUCCAGAGGGCCAGCCCAUGGGCAGUUUUGUGCUGGACGGCCAGCAGCACAUGGGAAUCCGGCCAGCUGGUCUGCAGGGCAUGCCAGGGGAGUUCGUACCUCAGAGUGGUCCUAUGGGCAUGAGCAUGGCACCGCUACCUUACCCUCCUCCACCUCCUCCUCAGAUGCCACACCUGUCCCAGCUGCGGCACGGACCCCCUCUGCACCCCUACCUUCCUGGCCCCCCGCCACCCCACCCCGCCAUGCUGAUGCACGGAGGACCCCCCCCUCACCCAGGAAUGACCAUGUCUGCACAGAGCCCCCCUCUUCUGACCCCCAUUGACCACAGCACUGGUGGACAAGGCCUGGACAUCCACGCCCAAUAGUGUAAGGGAACCUGACAACAAGAGCAAGAAAACAAGUCCAACUCCCCCUCCAACUAAAGUGAUUUUGAGACUAUUUUUAAGAAAAGAAGGAAAAAAAGAACAAUUUUGACCAGAAUUAGACACUAAAAAAUGGAAUUCCAGAUGAGCUGUGAUAAUUUUUUAUCUUGUCAAUUUUGUUACUUUCAUCGACAGAGGACCAAGCUGACAAGAACACUUUGUAAAGUCUUGGGCUUUUGUUAAAGAUCAACGGAAGAUGUUUCAACUGAACACAUGAAAGUGCAAACUCAAAUAAACACUCACACACUCGUGCACACACUCACACAACACAAGCAGAAACAUACGCGUGCUCUCGUUUGAACCAUUUUAAAGAAAUCGUUAUGGAAGAUGAAAAAAAAAGACAAAAGAGACUCCAAGAGUUAUAACUACUGUAGUAUAAAAGUAUAGACACUAAGUUAAAACUUGUGCAUUUUUGUUGAUCACUCCAUUUCUGUUUUCCUGAGCUAGUCCUAGAAUAAAAGGUUAACCCCCCUCCCACCCCUGCUUUUCACACUGUGUGUGCUGUUCCCUGAGGGAGAGAUGGUCUCGUCGCAGCAAUAAAAAAAGAAAGAAAGAAAGAAAAUAAACAAACAUCUCAGAAAUCUCGGCCCUAACACUAACACUAGAGCGGGCAGCGGACCUGUUCCGGUAAGGACCAGAAGUAGCACUCUGCCAGAGAGGCUGCUGAGUGAAGCCUGCUCUCUCUGUACCAUUCAGUCUCAACCUUUACUUCACACCCCU
This is a messenger RNA of Colossoma macropomum (tambaqui), 2589 nucleotides long. RefSeq names its product Meis homeobox 2a (gene meis2a). Lineage: Eukaryota; Metazoa; Chordata; Actinopteri; Characiformes; Serrasalmidae. The record is from RefSeq and is a predicted model, not a curated record. Gene Ontology annotation, molecular function: DNA-binding transcription activator activity, RNA polymerase II-specific; RNA polymerase II cis-regulatory region sequence-specific DNA binding. The coding region runs from base 370 to 1812 and encodes 480 amino acids. Gene Ontology annotation, biological process: brain development; animal organ morphogenesis; embryonic pattern specification. The transcript has 12 exons.